Saprolegnia parasitica CBS 223.65 is the source of this 976-nucleotide messenger RNA. RefSeq lists its product as hypothetical. Gene Ontology annotation, biological process: protein dephosphorylation; regulation of MAP kinase activity. The transcript is spliced from 3 exons. Gene Ontology annotation, molecular function: JUN kinase phosphatase activity. The record is from RefSeq and is a predicted model, not a curated record. The coding region runs from base 1 to 924 and encodes 307 amino acids. Lineage: Eukaryota; Oomycota; Saprolegniomycetes; Saprolegniales; Saprolegniaceae. Gene Ontology annotation, cellular component: cytoplasm.
AUGGGCACUGGCCGCAACAUGAGUGACAUGGACUACGACGGCUACGAGGGGUACAAUGGCGACGAGGUCGACGAGGUCGAAGAGGUCGAAGAGAUGGUCGAUGACGUGCCCAUGUUCAUCGCCAGCCGCGUCUACCUCGGCUCGAUCGAUGCGGCGGCGAAUGCAUCGGCGCUGCGCGCCAAGAACAUUGGCUUUGUCCUCUCGCUGCUCCAACCCGAAGACGCCCUCGCGCCGCCGAGCUGCGCGCAUCUGCGCAUCGCGAUGGACGACGCUCUCGAUGAGCCGCUCUUGAUCAAGCUACCGUACUUGCUUUACACGCUCAACCAAGCCUUGGCAACCACUGACGCCAAUGUCCUCGUGCACUGCGUCGCGGGUCGGUCUCGGUCGGCGUCCGUUGUCAUUGCUUGGCUCAUGACCACGCAGCAGCUCUCGCUCCACGACGCCUACCAACGCGUGCUCAUGAGCCGUCCCUGGAUCGAGCCGAAUGCGACCUUUCUCAAGCACUUGGCGCUCUUUGAGAAGACGCUCUGCGUGCCAAUGAGCGCCAGUACGCGGAGCGCAAUCGACGAGCUCACGCCGAUUCUGCCGCGCAUGGACUUUCACCCGUCGUUCGUGCAUCCGAUCACGUCCCAUGUAAAGGUCAUGACGAUCCGACUCGCCAGUGACGUCGCGGCCGACGGCAACUCGGACUUGCAGUACAUUUACCCGCGCGCGAUCGCCAUAGCAACCACGACAACAGCGCCUUCGUUUGCGAUGCUGCAGAUCACCGACGUGGCGUUCGUCACCGUGCGCGACCUCACGGACGACCAUGCCCGGCACGAAGGCUUGGCCUCGCGCGCCGACUUGCUUGCGACGCUUCGGCGCUUCUACCCUGACAUGCACGACACAUCGGCUUGCAUUGUGAUCUCGUUCGUCGCCUGCUAGUCGAUACCCAGCGAGACCGUUCUUUCUAAAAGACCGUUGGUUGAAACACUUC